CGUACGCCAACUGUUGUUCGCUGGACAUACUACCAUGAUCCCUGCCGCUGGUAUCCCUUUGCUGUUUAGCUUGUUUACCCUUACCUUGGGAGUCCUUGCUGCCUUCCCGGAUCCUCUGAAACUCUCGGGCUCCGUCUUGAUCCAUGACCCGAGCCUCGUUCAGCGGGCAAGUGAUGGGAAGUAUUUCCUGUUCACUACGCACAACAAGGGCGGCAUUCUCACUGCAACCAACUUGGCCGGACCAUGGACUUCGGUCGGGUCCAUCUUGCCUAGCGACUCGUCCAUAAACCUUCCCGGAAGGGACGACAUUUGGGCACCUGACGUGUCUCUCCACGGCAGCACAUACUAUGCUUACUAUGCGGUCUCUACUUUCGGCUCGCAGAACUCCGCAAUCGGCCUGGCGACCUCUUCCAGCAUGGACCCUGGGACGUGGACGGACCAGGGACAAGUCUUUGCUUCGUCGACCGGUGCUCAAUUCAACGCUAUUGACCCUAACGUCGUCAUUGAUGAGAAGGGUGUUCCCGUGCUGACUUUCGGCUCGUUCUGGAGCGACAUCUUCCAAGUCAGCCUUGGCAGCAACUUCAAGACCGUCUCUGGAUCAGCAACUCAGGUCUCUUUCAACUCAACUAACCCGCAGCCUGAGGAGGGCGCGUUCAUCUGGAAGCACGGAAGCUUCUACUACCUCUUUUUCAGCAGCGGCCUUUGCUGUGGCUUCGACGCGAACGCUCUUCCUCCCGCCGGGAAUGAGUACAAGGUCUUCGUCGGCCGAUCUUCGUCCGCCCACGGGCCCUUCCUUGACAAAAACGGCAAAGACCUGCGCCAGACGGGCGGCACGCUCGUCCUCGCCUCGCACGGCAACGUCUACGCGCCCGGCGGGCAGAGCAUCUUUACCGACUCCAAGUCGGGGAAGGACGUCUUCGUAUACCACUAUGUCCCGGUGAACAGCGCGCAGCCGUACAGCGAUGCGUUUGCCACCUUGGGGCUCAAUGCGAUCGAUUGGAGCUCGGGGUGGCCGGUCUUGACAAGUUUGUGAAGAAGGACGUAAGCAGGCACACACAGGCCUACAUACUUCUAGCGCACGAUCACAAAGCAGUCCGACAUCGACGUGCUUCGAUUUUGAAUGACAUAUCG
Messenger RNA from Trametes versicolor FP-101664 SS1, 1131 nucleotides. Its product is annotated as glycoside hydrolase family 43 protein. The coding region runs from base 35 to 1033 and encodes 332 amino acids. The record is from RefSeq and is a predicted model, not a curated record. Gene Ontology annotation, biological process: carbohydrate metabolic process. The transcript has 8 exons. Lineage: Eukaryota; Fungi; Basidiomycota; Agaricomycetes; Polyporales; Polyporaceae. Gene Ontology annotation, molecular function: arabinan endo-1,5-alpha-L-arabinosidase activity.